AUGGAAUCCGGCCGCAUCCCCAACAGACGAGCCGGGCAGCAGCCCAAGGCGCCGAAGAUCCGCCUGUCCUGCGACAGCUGCCAGGCAUCCAAGAUCCGCUGCGGCCAGGAACGACCCGCGUGCCGCCGGUGCGUCAAGUACAACAUCGACUGCGUCUACAGCCCGUCCCGCCGCGCUGGACGCCCCCGACCCCGCAAGACGACGCCCGCCGAGCAGCCUGCGCAGACCCAUGCCUCCUCGACGACGGCAGCCCUCCCGCAGACGGCGUUGCCAACCCCCAACACGGCGCCGUCCCCUCCCCGCAAAGACUCCGCACUCCCCGGCGACGUCGACUACGACACGAUCGUAGUGGCGGCGGCUCCGCCCGCCUUGGCCGCCGCCUCGUCACCUUCCGCUCCUCCCGUGCCGUCCACCUGCGCCGCAGCCGCGAGGUCCGGCUUUUCUCCCAUAUCCGGCCCCUGCGCCGGCGCCUCGCCCUCGCCGCAGCCCAACUCGACAAUGACCAUGUCCGGCUUUCUGGAGAAGGAACAGCAGCAGCAGCAGCAACAACAACAACAACAACAACAACAACAACAACAACCUUCACCGUCGACGGGCCACGAUGACGACGAAUCAGAGCCACCGCAGCAGCAGCAGCAGCAAUGCCACGACGUCGACCCCUUCUCAAGCAUGGUCGACGUCCACUUCGGGGCGGCGGACGACGACGCCUUCUCCGCCAUGUUGUUCCCCGACGACUUCGCCAGCCACCAGCCCGCAUCAUCGGCGGCCGGGCUGCACCACGUCGACCACUCGGCAUUGACGUUUGACUUUAUGCUCAGCCCCAUGCAACAAGACUGCGGCAACAACUUCCCCGGCGGCGGCGGCGGCGGCGGCGGCGGCGGCGGCGGCAGCGGUGGUUACCUACGCGGAUGCGUGGACGACUCGAACUCGUCGUCGUUGUCGUUAUCGUCGUCAUCGUCAUCAUCAUCCUCGUCGUCGUCGUCGUCGACUGCCGAGAGCAGCAGCAGCAGCAGCCUCGACCAGGCGAUGCACGACGUCGACGUCGACGUCGACAUGGGCGGGGAGUGCCUCUGCGCGGCGACGCUGCUGCAGCAGCUGGCCGAGUCGCGGCCGACGACGUCGCGCUGCAGCGGCCCGGGCGGCAGCAACAGCGCGUUCCUGGCGACGGCGGUGCAAAAGUCCAAGGUGCUGCUCGACCACUGCUUCCGGGUGCUGUGCUGCGGGCAGUGCGGGCGGCGGCUGUCGUCGGCGCUGAUGGUGUGCCAGGCCAUGGACGAGGUGUCGAUGGCGCUGGGCAUGGGCACGCUGUGGGCCACGGCCGCCGCCGCCAACAACAACGGGGCGGAUGGGGCGGCCAUGAACGGGGCCAACGGGGCGGCGGGCGGGGCGGCGACGCGUGGCGAAGGCUUGUCCUCCCUCAUCAUGGGCGGCGGGCUGGCGCACGACGAGGAGGCGCCGUUGCGGUGCGGCACGUACUCGGUGAGGGGCGCGGACCGGAGGGUGGUGCUGCGCGCCCUCAUCAUGAAGCGGCUGGCCGAGAUGCAGAGCGCGAUGGGCAAGCUGCAGCAGGUGGUGGUGCUGCCGCCCUCGGGCGCGGCGGCGAACGCGGCGUGUCAGAGCACCUGCGCCGGCAUGGUGUCGGAGCUGAGGGGGAAGGUGACGUCGAGGAUCGAUUUGUUCAAGGUGUUACUAUAG
Messenger RNA from Diplodia corticola, 1695 nucleotides. RefSeq lists its product as uncharacterized. Gene Ontology annotation, molecular function: DNA-binding transcription factor activity, RNA polymerase II-specific; zinc ion binding. The coding region runs from base 1 to 1695 and encodes 564 amino acids. The record is from RefSeq and is a predicted model, not a curated record. Lineage: Eukaryota; Fungi; Ascomycota; Dothideomycetes; Botryosphaeriales; Botryosphaeriaceae. Gene Ontology annotation, biological process: regulation of DNA-templated transcription. The transcript has a single exon.